Messenger RNA from Betta splendens (Siamese fighting fish), 2017 nucleotides. RefSeq names its product ladinin (gene lad1). The coding region runs from base 196 to 1527 and encodes 443 amino acids. The transcript has 14 exons. Gene Ontology annotation, molecular function: structural molecule activity. NCBI's taxonomy places the organism in Eukaryota, Metazoa, Chordata, Actinopteri, Anabantiformes, Osphronemidae. The record is from RefSeq and is a predicted model, not a curated record.
CUCUUUCAGGUGGGGAGCUCACCUUUGCGGUCACGUGACUCCUCCGUGAGCAGCACCGGGGUAAAGGUGCACUGCUUUGUUGCCGUCCUGUCUGUAGCUGACGCUCCCGCGGUGCCCGUCACUCGUCUGCUUCCUCCCUUUGUGCGCGUGGAAGCCUGACAUUGGGGCUUUUUGGUUUUGUUUCUUCGUUCCAACAUGUCCAUCAGUCGGAAGAACUGGUCGGCGCUGUCCAGCCUCGCGCGCCAGUGGACGAUGGAGGACGAGGAAGAGGUGGAGCGAGAGAGGAGGAGGAGGGUGAAGAGCUCGAGCGGCGCCGACCCCGACUCUGACGUGGACCACGCAUCCCGAGCGUCGCCCCCCGCUGGGACAGACCCCACCAGUGAGACGUCCCAGAGUCUCAGCAGUGUGGAGCAGAUCCAAAUGGACUUUGUGGAGAUGCUGCGCGUCCGCGAUGAGAAGCGGCGGAUGAGGCACGUGGAGACGCUGCGGCGGCAGAAGGAGGAAGGUGACGACGAAGGAGCCAACGGAGGAGGCGGCGCCAGGGUGGAGCUCCUGGGGGACGUGAACGAGGAGCGCGGCGGCGAGGCGCCCCCUGCGAGAGCCGCGUCCGGACCGCAGCCCCCGAGAACGGCCUCGUCCAGUCACAGCGGCAGCGGCGCCGGCACCAACGGCAUCCCACACCGACAGGCUGAAGGCAGCGAGUCGCUGGGGAAGAGCCCUAAUCCCUCGCCGCCGGUGAACCCGGCCCGCAAGUUCGUCAGCUCCGUCUCCAUCUCGCUCGACAAGGGCUCCCCCUCGAGCGGCCGCAGCGCCCCCAUGAGCCCGCUCUCUCCGGCCGGCCCCGCGUCUCCUCCGCCGCCCUGGUCGCCCUGCCAGAGCCCGCCCCCCCGCGGAGCCAAGAGCCCCGCUCACAACGGAUACGCGCAGCAGACCAGUGACAGCGUCUUUUCCCCCGGCGGCACCUCUGAACAGACGACCAAGCCCUUCAUCAGACAGAGCUCCAGGACUUUGUCUUUCAGGAUGAUGAAGAAGAAAGAGGAGGAGAGCUCGCCGCUGCAGAGGAGUGCAAGUGUGAGAAUGGCUACGAAGAAGUUUGAGUCCAACACAAAUGAAAAUGAAGAAAGUCCAGGAUCUUUUCAACGAAACUCUAGGCAGAGGAUUUCAUCCAGGUCCAUCCAGGAGAAGAUGGAGAGACUGGCUCAGGCUGCACAGAAGUCAGAAGUAACGCGGUCUCCAGAUGUGACUCAGAGGACGUUGUUCCUGAUGGAAGAGGUGUCGAGGAAGAGAGGCCUGUUUGAGAAGGACCAGCAGACAGCGGCGUCCAGCAGCCCUGGAGUUUCACGACAGGAAUUUAGGAACUUUGCAUCGGGGAUGUCAGACCGGAUCAGCCGCUGGCUCAACAAGACCAACCCAACUGGGUCCUUGCACACAUCUGCUGACUUGAGACACGUGGACAUCGGCAGUAAGAGGAGUCUGUUUGAGGCCACAGCAGACGCCUCUGCCUCUAAAAGCAGCCAGACGAAGUAACGUACUGUCCAGGAUUAAGAAGAGAAGGAGACGAAGACAACUGGAAGAUUAAUGGAUGUUGUGACUUGUGGUUUCUUUCAGGCUUUUCUUGUGUUUUUUUUUUACUUAACUGCGAAAACAAAUAGAAGGAACAGACAAGAGAGACAAGCUGAGUUCAGCAUUAGGAGAGAAAAUGGAGAAUUCUGCUUCGGCUCAUAAAGGCUUCAUACACGUCUGCAUUUUCAGGAUUAAGAUAAAAUAUUUGUGUCACUUGUUUCCUCGCCGUUGAGUAGAAGGUAAAAAGCAAAGCAGACAGCGUGAUCUGUGUAAUGUUCCAUGCACUUUAAACAGAUGACGCCCGCAAUGCUGCUGAUGCUCACGUUUAAUAAAUCACAGCCACCGAAACAGCAUCAAUAAAACGUUUUCAUCAAAUCUGCCAAAACUGUUUGCUCUGUGAGUCACUGCGGGCGAGAGGCCGCUUGUCUGGGAGGAAAUAAAAGCUCUCUCUACA